GGCGGGCUGUCUCGUUACGCAUGCCCGGGCGGCGGCGGGACUUUCCACGGAUUUUACCGCCGGAAGUUCGGCGGCCAUUACCAAAGAGUGCGAGUUCGGCUGGCUUGCUAGAGAGGCUUGUUUCCGCCCCGCUCCCGGGUGGUGGGCGGCCAUUUUAGCUGGAGAAACACCUAAGUUCUGGAAAUAGCGACUCAGUAUCAUGGCCGGCAGCCCUAAUGAAGAUCCAGAAGGAAGCAGAAUCACUUAUGUGAAAGGAGACCUUUUUGCAUGCCCCAAAACAGACUCUUUAGCCCACUGUAUCAGUGAGGAUUGUCGAAUGGGUGCUGGGAUAGCUGUCCUUUUCAAGAAGAAAUUUGGAGGGGUGCAGGAGCUGUUAAAUCAACAAAAGAAAUCUGGAGAAGUGGCUGUUCUGAAGAGAGAUGGGCGAUAUAUAUAUUACUUGAUUACAAAGAAAAGGGCUUCACAUAAGCCAACUUAUGAAAACUUACAGAAGAGUUUAGAGGCCAUGAAGUCCCACUGUCUGAAGAAUGGAGUCACCGACCUCUCUAUGCCCAGGAUUGGAUGUGGUCUUGAUCGUCUGCAAUGGGAAAACGUAUCUGCAAUGAUUGAGGAGGUGUUUGAAGCAACAGACAUCAGAAUUACUGUGUACACACUCUGAACAGACGGGCGCUUUGGAUGUGUCCACAUUCUCCUGUUUUAACCCCUACUGGACCAUAGCACUGGGUGAACUGGUCUAUUUAAGUCCUCGGUCAGGGGAAGUUUCAUGCGAAGUAGUCUGUGUCACAGGCCAGACUUGGGUUACUGUAUUCUCAUGAUUGGACUGGAACUGUGGAGGAGGGAUUGCUUGGGAAAUGAUGCUGUGAUGUUUUUUGCAAGGUAAGGAGUAGAUGGCCUGAUAGGAGACAAGGAAACCGGAUGUUGGGCCUCUGACCCCUGUUUCUCCGGGAUGCUUCCUGACUUGUUUGGCUUGCCACUGGGUGGCAGCAUUGAUUAUACUUCUCUGCUGUUUAAGAGAAAUUUCAGGAAGGAUGAACAUUUCAGUUAAUUUUCCAUCUUUUGUCAUUUGUGAGUUUGCUUAGUAUUAAUCUAAUGUCACGUUCAUCCUAGGAGAGAGUGAUGGGUUUUGUUUUGUUUAAAUUACAAAGAUGAGUGUUAUGUUGUUAACAAGAUAUUUGUGGUGACAGAAAUGGAAGAAUAAAUAUCUUUUGGGGUCUAGUAAGGUUCUGUACACACAUCUGUUGUUCUGGACCUGGGUAAUGGAAGAUUCGCCUGAAAAUUAAUUGGGAGAAAUCAGACAAAGGGUCCAGGGGGAAGAGCAGCAAGGUGAGAAGAAAUCAGAAUGGACAAGAACUGUGGGUCAGUAUUUCUGGAAAGGAGGGUUUAGAAUCCUUUUCUGGUGAACCCUUUCUUCUUCCACCACAAAGCUUCUGUGACUGAACGUGUAUGAAUUCAGCCAUGAAACAAAUGAGGUAACGUAUAGUAAAUGCCUGCUGAAUUGCUCAGGGCAGAGUAAUGACUCAACAAAUCAGCGGCUCUCAACAAAAUCCUUACGAAUCUUUUUAAGAAAAAGGCCCACUUCCUUCAGAAAUUCUAGUUUGGUAGUUUGGGGUGGGGUGGAGGGCUGGCUAUAUUUCUUUGUGCUUUUAAGCAGCAGAAGGUUGUGGUAUGCAGCCAGCUGGAAUGGAGAAUAGUAAAUAUUAGUCCCCUUUUCUUUCUAAGCUAAGAGAGCACCACUUUAUCCACUCCUGUGCUCAUGGUGAAAGAGUAUGUCCCCGGAUUCAGUAUCCAAGGUAUUGGGAAAACUAGUGGAAUUUUCUGUUUUACUGUUACUAUGGUAUUAAAACAAGGGCACCUGGCUGGUUCAGUCAGUAGAGCAUGCAGCUCUUAAUGGCAGGGCCUUGCAUUCAAGCCCCACAUUGGGCAUACAGCCUACUUGAAAUAAAAAAAAAUUAAAGUUAGGGGUCCCAGGGUGACUCAGUAGAAUGUCCCGACUCUUGGUUUUGGCUCAGGUCACGAUCUCCUGGUUCUUGGGUCUGAGCCCCACAUCACCACAGAGUCCGCUUGGGAUUCUCUCGUUCCUUCUCUCUCUGCCCCUCCCCCGCUUGCAUGCUGGCUCUCUCGCUCUCUCAAAAUAAAUCCGCUUUUUUUAAAAAGUUAAAAUAGCGAGACCAACUAUUGAUUUUCUCCCUAGAGUGAAUUCUGGGUCUGUCCUGGGACUUGCUGCUUACUCAAGUAUAAAAGAACUGGUUUUCAGAAGGGGGUUGCUGAAACACUAUGGAAACACCAGUUAAAUAUAAUCUUUGUACUUUAGACUCGUGUUCUUAUCACACUGCAGCCUGAUAGGAGGCAGCAGUUUCAAAAAGUACUUCACUUUUGUAUCUCUGGAACAGACAAGUUCAUGUUGUUGGGUAGGGGUAGUGCAGGGCCAAGUUCAUUGUUAGGCUUUCUUGAAGCUUCACUUCUGUCCACAUAUGGUAAAACCGAAGGGGGGAAAAGAAAUGUCUAAAUACAAAACACAGAAUGAGAGUGGGAUGGUAAGAGCAAGCUUAGAAUGAAAGUAUUUUGUUUAUGCAAAUAAAUCUUUGCUUUUGGCUCAAAA
This is a messenger RNA of Herpailurus yagouaroundi (jaguarundi), 2599 nucleotides long. RefSeq names its product O-acyl-ADP-ribose deacylase 1 (gene OARD1). Gene Ontology annotation, biological process: peptidyl-glutamate ADP-deribosylation. The transcript is spliced from 6 exons. Lineage: Eukaryota; Metazoa; Chordata; Mammalia; Carnivora; Felidae. The record is from RefSeq and is a predicted model, not a curated record. Bases 200 to 658 code for a protein of 152 amino acids.